This is a messenger RNA of Helianthus annuus (common sunflower), 1710 nucleotides long. RefSeq names its product UDP-glycosyltransferase 76B1. NCBI's taxonomy places the organism in Eukaryota, Viridiplantae, Streptophyta, Magnoliopsida, Asterales, Asteraceae. Gene Ontology annotation, molecular function: UDP-glycosyltransferase activity. Bases 1 to 1404 code for a protein of 467 amino acids. The transcript is spliced from 2 exons. The record is from RefSeq and is a predicted model, not a curated record.
AUGGACAUCACCACCACCACCGGCGCCACCAUCCCAACGCCGAGCCUCGCCACCAGCAGCCGCCGUCGGUUGGUGUUGCUACCGUACCCGCUACAAGGCCACAUAAACCCCAUGCUUCAACUCGCAAGCAUCCUUCACUCCAAAGGCUUUUCAAUCACCAUCCUCCAUACUCGUUUCAACGCCCCUGAUCCCACCAACCACCCUCACUUCAACUUCAUGCCCAUUCCGGGUGUCGCGGAGGAGAACCUACCCGUCUCUGGUACCGACAACUUGAUCCGCUUAAUGCGUUAUCUCAAUGAUGAAGGUUUGGGCCCAAUUCGGGGUUGUUUGGAGAAGUUGUUGUCGGAGGAUGCCGGAGUUGCAAGUUUAAUCACCGAUGCUCAAUGGUUCGCGGUCCAAACGAUCGCGGAUGGACUUGAGCUACCGAGGAUUGUUAAUUGGACUACUAGCGUCUCGGCUUUUCUUUCAUUUUCUGCCGUCCCAAUUCUCCGGCAAAUGGGCUAUUUCCGGCGACUCUCCGACGAUAUGAAGUCAGAAGCAUUAGUCACCGGGUUGGAACCACUAAAAGUUAGGGAUGUAUCAAGGUUUUUGACUAGUGACCCGGAGGGUGCGGGCGAGUUGAUGGAACUCUUGGUCCAAGGAAUGAAGCCGGCUCAAGCGAUAAUAUGGAACACGUUUAAAGAGCUCGAAGAACUCCAACUACCAAACCUAACUCGGGGAUUCCCUAAUCGGCAUUUUAUGAUAGGUCCGUUUCACAAGUACUUCCCAGCAUUGUCGAGUAGUCUUUUGACACAAGACAAAACAUGUAUGUCAUGGUUGGAUAAACAAGAGCCCAACUCAGUUUUAUAUGUUAGUUUUGGUAGUCUAGCCGGGGUUGAGGAAUCCGAAUUCCUAGAGAUUGCAUGGGGUUUAGCUAAUAGCAAGCAGUCGUUUCUAUGGGUUGUUAGACCCAGAUCCGUAAAAGGGUCAGAGUGGCUCGAGGCAUUGCCAAAUGGGUUUCUUGAGAGAAUUGUAAAAGAAAGAGGGUAUAUUGUGAAAUGGGCUCCCCAACUAGAGGUAUUAGCUCAUCGUUCAAUAGGUGGUUUUUGGACUCAUAAUGGAUGGAACUCAACGCUUGAGAGUAUUUGCGAAGGGGUUCCGAUGAUUUGUUCACCAUCGUUUGCAGAUCAACUCCCAAUAGCAAGAAAUGUAAGUGAUGUGUGGAAGAUUGGGGUGGAACUGAAAAAUGGGUUUGAAAGGGCGGAGAUUGAAAGUGCGAUAAAAACAUUAAUGGUGGAUAAAAAGGGUUUAGAAAUGAGGGAUAGGAUCAUGAACUUGAAGGAGAAAGUAAACCUUUGUCUAAAGAAAGGGGGUUCAUCGUACUCAUCACUUGAGGAUUUGGCGAGCUAUAUUUUGUCAAGUUGAAUGCUGUUAUAGUGAUGCAUCUUGUUUGUCAUGUUGAAUGUGGUUAUAGUGAUAAAUCUUGUUUAUCAUGUUGAAUGUUGUUAUAGCCUAGGUGACAUCUUGAGGGUGAGAUAAGGCGUAUGAACCAUUUGGUACUGGGUUCGAUUCCCACAAAGGGAUUUUUUCCUGAAUUGGUGUAUCCUGGUGAGGAGAUUGAUAUGAUCGGGUGCCGUUAAAAAAAAUAAAAAAAUUAGACCAGUUAAAACUUUGUUGUAUCCAGAUUUGAGAUGCCACUAAAUCUAACACUUCAUAGCCAUUCUAUUUGUA